AUGAGUUCUUUCGGCAGCCCAGGCUCCGGCCCGUACACCGGGAAGCCUACCCCGCCGCAACGUGGUAGCUUUCCUCUAGAUCAUGAUGGCGAAUGCAAAGAUGUCAUGACGCGCUACCUCUCAUGCAUUAAGAGGGUCAAGGGGAUGAAUGAUGAAGAGUGCCGCGGCCUGGCGAAGUCGUAUCUUGGAUGUCGGAUGGACCGGAACCUAAUGGCCAAGGACGACUUCAAGAACUUGGGAUUCCAAGAGCAGUCGAACACAGAUGCAUCAACGGCUCCGGCUCCUAGAAAGGAGGACACGAAAGGUUCCCAGUCGUAG
Molecule: messenger RNA, 318 nt
Organism: Anthostomella pinea
Lineage: Eukaryota; Fungi; Ascomycota; Sordariomycetes; Xylariales; Xylariaceae
Source: the annotation of a GenBank genome assembly